CAAAGUUUGAAGGGAUUACCGGAAACUUUUGGAAAACUGCUAUUCCUCAGUCCAAAAUACAUGUUCUAGAACGCCUAUUCAAAAAUUACAAGGAUCAGUUUAGUCAAUCCAACCUGAAAUUCACAUUUGAAAGAUAUUUCUGCUGGCAAAUAAUCACCACGAUCAACAUUGUUAUGAUCAAUCUUUAUUAUCAUUAUUGAAGCACUUUCAGUACUUCUAACAUCCCAAAUCUGCCGUCGACGAACUUGAUAGCAGUAUCUUCACCGGCAGAUUUCAUGCUAAAGCAGUUGCAAGGCAGGCUCAUGCAGAAAUUGACGUUUAGUUACUUGAGAUUAAAACCACUUUGUCUGUUAUGAAACUUAUCCAAACCAGAUGGUUAUUAGCUUUGUAUGAAAAUGAUAGAGAUAUUGACAGUGUUUGAUCAAAGAGGAGUAGCUGAUUGUUUGUGGUACAUCCAGUAUGACAUAGAACAUCCAUAGACUUUGUUGGCGAUUAUAAAAAUGAUGCUAGAUUGAAGAUAUGUAUUAGAUAAACGACUCACUGCUUAAUGUUGUCCGAAAUCCGAAUCCCUAUUUUAACCAUGUCUAAAUUUUGUCCAAAAGGUUUUCAAAAUUUUCUGAAACAUAGAAUUACUCUUCCAAAAUUAUAUAACGUUAGAACUAACUGCACUCAUGUUUUUAUUAGAAACAACGAUCGAGAUUAAGUACAUAAACACCUGUGCAUAAGAAGCUAGAAUUUUGCAAGUCAGCCUAACUAGGUUCUUACAUUUUGGAUACUUCGUGGGAAAUAAGGCUGUAUAUGCUCUUAAAUCGGUUCUUUUUUGAUGCAGGGCUUUAGCAAUUCAAACUUCAAGCAUUUUGACGUGUUUUGUAGUGCCAAAGAUCUUGAAAUUCUAGCGGAUUACAAACUUAUUAGUUAAAGUGCCAUUACCCACAGAAGGCUUUUGAGAAAAAAGAGUCCACCGAAGACUAGAAUCGAAAUAAAAUAUGAACAGUACAGUAUUAAAGAUUGGAAAUUGAACCAUAUUGAAAUACUAUUACAAUGGCAUAGCAACUAGAAUCUUGAUUUAAUUUGGUGACCCGUACAAUUUCAGAUUCUUAAUUUCACUUGCAUCAAUUUAAAAUUUUGUUUAAUUGUAAACGGUUGGGGAAAGUUUUAUUUUAAAUUCUGGCGUUUUAUUUGCUUUCGUCCAAAGCCUCGUGACAACCAGUCAAUCACAGUGAUGGAAAAUGAUAAAGUUUUGGACUUUUGCUUUUUCAAAUUCAAACGAUUACAAAUUUUUUUGCUUCGGGCACUUAAGUUUCUACAAUUUUAUAACCAAUUUAUUAUGUACAAAAUAUGCCUAAUCUUGUCAGAAUUUCGCGGGAAAAUCCGCCUCGUAUGCGUAUUUCAAUACGAGGCCUUAUGGGCCUUAGGUAUAAAAAUCAAUAGGACGAUUCACGUAGGUGGUAUUUGGUUUUGCAAAAAAAAUGAACAGGAUCAGGACCUCAGUUAAGAUAGGAUUAAAUUCUUUUCAAGUUUUAAAAAGAGGUUUUAAGAAAUGUCUGCCAAGAUAUGGCUACAGUGUUAUCAUGAAGCCAGGUUAUAUACAUCCUGGGCAUGCAGUACCAAUUUCACUUGACAAGCCACCUUAUGCAGAAACUGGAGUUGUGCCACCUUCGUUUGAGAGGAUAAAGCCAAAGACAGAGGAAGAAAUUCAGUUGAUGAGGGAUUCUUGUGAAGUAACCAGAAAACUUUUAUGGACAUUGAAGCACAGAAUUAAGCCAGGUAUUACCACAGAAAAGCUAGAUUUUCUUCUUCAUUGGCUUUGCCUCAAAUUUGAUGUUUAUCCAUCUCCAAGAAAUUAUAAAGGAUUUCCAAAAGACCUUUGUACCUCAGUCAACAAUGUUGCCUGUCAUGGCAUCCCUGAUGACAGGCCUCUGGAAGAUGGCGACAUAAUAAGUAUUGAUGUUUCAAGUUUUAAAGGAGGGUUUCAUGGCGAUACUUGUGACACAGUUAUGGUUGGAAAUGUUGAUAACGAAGGCCAGCGACUUGUAGAAGUGACGAAAAAGUGCCUUGAGAGUGCAAUUGAAGUCUGUGGUCCCGGUGUCAAGUUUAAUAAAAUUGGUAGAACUAUUAGCAAAGUUGUGAAGGGAACUGGUUUCAGUGUUUGUGAUGUCUUCACCGGACAUGGCAUUGGUCGAGAAUUUCAUUGCCCGCCACAGAUUAUUCAUACAGCAAAUCCAUAUCCUGGCAAAAUGUGGCCAGGGAUGACAUUUACAAUCGAACCAAUCAUUUGCGAAGGCUCUCCGAAUAUAGAAAUUUGGGACGACGGCUGGACAGCUGUCACUGUUGACAAUAAAAGAGCUGCACAGUUUGAGCACACUAUCUUGAUAACGGAUUAUGGAGCUGAAGUUCUUACUAUUGACAAGGACUGGAGGGAGGAUGUUGACGAUCUUCUUCGUUUUGACUUGCCUUGUUAUUUAUUCGAACGCCCACCGGAAGGAGAAGAGGUUAAGUACGACUUUUAAUAAAUGUACAAUGAAACCGUUAAGAUUACAUUUAGAGGACUCGCGAUGUCGUAUUGAUGGUCACCUACCUACCAUCUACGGCUGCAUCGGAUCCUGCAGAUCUGCAACGAUUUCUCUCACGGACCGACUUGCUUUCGUGCCAUAUUGUCAGUGUUGUCAGCCAUACCUGCUCUCAAGUGUCAAUGCCACAUUGGUUUGCAGUUUUGGUGGCAUUGAGCGGAGAAUACCAAUCAUAACCGCACGGCGAUGUCAUUGCAGAAAGUGCUUUUGAUUACCUACCAUUGGUAAUGAUCGUGGUUAGAACUACGGCACUAGCACUUGAAACCAGUGCAGUGAUGAAAUGCAUCUUGUCAGUGCUUGGUCGAUAUUUGCAUUGAGCAGGCAUCCAAAGGCAAGCUUACAUAGAUUUGAUGGCUGCAGCCUUAUGAUACGCGUACAUAGCCAAGUCCAGCAGAACCAUAGUAUGUUAUGAAACUAAUACGAAGCUCCUACUAAGCGUGGGCGGUUGCCGUAAUGUGAAAUGAACAGCGUCAAUCCUGUCAAAAUGAAAAUUUUCUGUAUCAUAACCUAAUAAAGAUUGCAUAUAUAUUUACGCUAAAUUAUUAGUUGCAUACUUUUAAAUGUUUCAGCCAUUGCCGUGCAGAUUAAUUUUGACAUAGUGGUAUUUGCCCUUCAUUUAUAAUGCCAACCUGGCAGAACAAAUUCAGAAUAGCUUUUCUUUUGAAAUGCUAAUACAGCAUUAUUAUUUACUUAUACUUACCUACACUGUGCUAGCGUUAGAAACCACGCUACCAAACUUGUUUCCUUCGAACUUCAGUUGUACUUCCUAACGCCUUCUAAGGAUAACUUGUUAAGAGCCUAAUUAUUUAAUAAGCAAAAUGGCUAUUUCUUGGAAUGACUGACUGACUUACUUCUUUCCUCGAUUUUCUGUUGUAUUGGUAAUCCUCUUCGUUGUAGAAUCCUCUACAAAUCGUAGUAUCCCACAAGAGCCUAGAUGAUAGCUAAGAUAUUAGUAAGAUGGUCAUUUGAACUAGCCUUUGUAGGGGAACUCUAUUACAUUCUUUAUUCAGUUGGAAGUUCUGAUAUUCCCUCAUUGAUGGCUUCUUGUGCGGUAAAAUGUAUCAGAAAACCUAUGCCGCAAGGUGUUGGAAGUCCACGAUAAUUUGCAAAUAGUGUCUCUGUCUAAUGAUCUAACAUGAUCUAAUAAGUGAUACCUCUAAUUUAGCUCCUCAUAUUUCAUAAUGUUUAUCUUAUUAAUUCUGGCUUCCUUUGUCCUGGUAAUCGUGAUCAUAAUGUGACUAUGUUAGUUAGAUUUAGGUGAUCCUUCAAUCUUUAUGUUAUGCUAAUUACAGCCCUGACUUGUUUGCCUGGGUUACUUGGUCGUGAUUCUUGCCUAGCGCAACCAUCACCUUGUCUGCCCACUCAAUAUAAAAAGAAGAGCUUAGAAUAUAUUCCAGCCAAAAUUCGUUGAGUAAAGUUUAAUGUAAACCUCAAUUUGUAACUUGAAAAUAGAUAUUAAUUAAACUGUCGCCUUCAUGUUAAUUAAAUUAUUUACACAUACAGAAUUGGAUUUUUGCGUAUGGUUUUCCUGGUUAAAGCUCUUGUACCAAAUAAUGGCUGCCUUGGGUGGCCUGGGAAAAUUAGAUUAGGCCUACACCUCAACACUACUUAUUGCAUGCAAUUUAGCCACAAUUGUUUAUAUACAAAAAAGCUGCCCCACGGAUGGCUAAGCUUUGGUAAACCUUUAUUUUGUCAGCUUCUUCGUUUAGUGAAAAAUUAUACAAAAACAAUUUGGAAACUAAAGUUCUUUAAUAUAUGUUCAUAAAAUGUCGGCAACUCCUUAACCGAGGGUAAAGUUUCACUGCAUUUCUUUUAUUUGAUGCUUUGACUUCAAAACAAAAAAAAUCAAAAUUCUUUUUUUCAUUUUCACACACAACAUGAAUUCAUUUUAAGCACGAAAGCAGGCUCUUUGUCUGUUUUUCUCAAUUUAUUUUGGCUCCCAAGAUCUGUCUACUUUAGGAACUUCUUUGGGUCUUUUCAGUUGGCUCCCAAAAUCUGUCUACUUUAGGAACUCCUUUGGUUCUUUUCAGUUGGCUCCCAAAAUCUGUCUACUUUAGGAGCUUCUUUGGGUCUUUUUAGUUGGCUCCCAAGAUCUGUCUACUUUAGGAGCUCCUUUGGGUCUUUUCAGUUGGCUCCCAAGAUUAGGAGCUCCUUUGGGUCUUUUCAGUUGGCUCCCAAGAUUAGGAGCUC
Messenger RNA from Rhopilema esculentum, 4760 nucleotides. Its product is annotated as methionine aminopeptidase 1D, mitochondrial. The record is from RefSeq and is a predicted model, not a curated record. Gene Ontology annotation, molecular function: metalloaminopeptidase activity. Gene Ontology annotation, biological process: proteolysis. Lineage: Eukaryota; Metazoa; Cnidaria; Scyphozoa; Rhizostomeae; Rhizostomatidae.